Molecule: messenger RNA, 1455 nt
Organism: Penicillium soppii
Lineage: Eukaryota; Fungi; Ascomycota; Eurotiomycetes; Eurotiales; Aspergillaceae
Product: putative phthalate transporter
Exons: 8
Coding region: 1-1455 (484 amino acids)
Biological process (GO): transmembrane transport
Cellular component (GO): membrane
Molecular function (GO): transmembrane transporter activity
Source: RefSeq, a predicted model, not a curated record
AUGGCCUCCAUGGCUGUCAUCGAUGAGAAACUGCCUGCGGACCACCGCAUCGAGGAUAUCGCGGGCAAGUCUCCCAGCGAGGACGAGGAUGAAUUCACGGCAGAGGAGAAGAAGAAGAUUAUUCGGCGGGUUGAUCUACGUCUCGUCACGAUGACAGGGCUCGCGUAUUGUAUUUCGCUGAUGGACCGCACGAACCUCAGCAUGGCGGCUGUCGCAGGUCUGAAAGAAGAAUUGCGAUUGGAUAUCGGACAGCGCUACUCUAUUAUUGUCCUGAUGUUCUUCGUGCCCUAUAUCAUCUUCCAGCCGCCCAUGACGAUUGUCAUCCGCAAGUUCGGACCUACGAUAUUCUUGUCGUCGAUUAUUAUAUGCUGGGCGGCAAUUAUGAUUGGAAUGGGAUUCGUCAAAGACUGGGGUCAGCUAGUUGUCACUCGUGUCCUCCUGGGUAUCUUGGAAGCAGGCUAUUUCCCUGGCUGCGUCUACCUGCUUUCAUGCUGGUACACACGAUAUGAUGUCCAAAAACGAUUCUCCAUUUUCUACCUCAUCGGCUGUGUCGCUUCUGCACUCGCAGGAAUCCUCGCAUUCGGUUUGAUGCAAUUGAAUGGAAAGCAUGGACUGACAGGCUGGCGAUGGAUUUUCAUCCUCGAAGGCGUGAUCACUGGCUUCAUUGGAAUUCUCUGUUUCUUCUUCCUCGUCGACUUCCCCGAUCGCGCGCAUAAAUCAUGGCGCUUCCUCAACGAGCGCGAAUGCGCAUUCGUCAUCCGCCGCAUCAACGAGGACCGAAACGACGGCAACAUGGAAGCAUUCUCACUCAAGAAGUUCCUCAAGCCAGCAGCCGAUCCCAAGAUCUGGGGCUUCGCUAUGAUCUUCUUCUGUUUGACAACAGUCACCUACGCAAUUGCCUAUUUCCUCCCCAUCAUCCUGCGCCUGGGAAUGGGAUACGGCGUCGGUGAAUCGCAGUGUCUCGUCGCACCUCCAUACGGAUUUGCCGGAAUCGUGAUGUACGCGACAGCGUGGGCGGGCGAUAAAUACCGGAUGCGCGCACCAAUCCUGAUAUUCAAUGCCUUGCUCGCCAUUAUCGGGCUUCCUAUGAUGGGAUUCGCGAAGAGCGAUGCCGUUCGCUACGUCGGGGUUUUCUUCACGGUUGCUGGAGCCAAUGCUAAUAUUCCGGCAUGUAUGGCGUACCAAGCGAAUAAUGUGCGUGGGCAAUGGACGCGUGCGUUCUCCAGUGCCACGCUUGUGGGCUUUGGUGGGCUGGGCGGUAUUGUCAGUAGUUUGGUUUUCCGGGAGCAAGAUGCGCCCGGUUAUCGGCCCGGCAUGUAUGCUGCUAUCGCAUGUAACAUCCUUAUCAUUAUCCUUGUUUUGGCGCUCAGUCUUUGGUUCAGGAUCUGUAAUAAACAGGCGGAUCGGGGAAAGCGGGUCAUUGAGGGUGAUGUCGCUUUCCGAUAUACUAUUUAG